Molecule: messenger RNA, 2882 nt
Organism: Labrus bergylta (ballan wrasse)
Lineage: Eukaryota; Metazoa; Chordata; Actinopteri; Labriformes; Labridae
Source: RefSeq, a predicted model, not a curated record
AGUCUCUGUCUCAGGGGGACGGCGAGCUGUCCGGCCUGCCCACGCCUGACUCCACCCCCGAGCUGCCGAUCAAGAACAUGAAGGCCCUGCGGCACCAUCAGUACGAGAAGAACCAGAACUGCAACAACGCCAAGGACAACCACCCCGCGUCCGGGCCCAGCUGCUCCGGGUCCAGCCUGGGCUUCAUGGCCGUCGUCGGAAACUCUCUGACCCAGCAGCAGGUGUUUCCCUUCUCUCAUCACCACGGCAACAGUUUGAGCAAUGGAGCGGCCCUCGGCGCCGGCGCCUCUUCGACCUCGCUGCACCUCCCCGAGGAGAGGAAGAUCUCCAAUGACGAGCGAGCGGCGGCAGUGGCGGCAGCAGGAGGAGGAGUGGGUGGAGGGCGGGUUGGAGUUCCCCAUCACCAUCACUCCCAGCAGUCCCUCCCUCAGACGGUGGUGGACGUCUCGGCGCUGGACGAGCUGCUCAAACACAUCCACGAGGUGAGCGCGUCGGGGACCGGCGGCAUCAAGGUCCUCACCUCCACCUCCUCCUCCUCCCUGUUCCCCGGACCCCCCUCCUCCGCGUCCUCUGGAGGACUUCAUCAUAACCUCCAUCACCCCCAUCCUCAAGGCCACCACAGCAACACACGCAGCCACCACUACAACCACAGCCAUCACCAUAGCAACCACCACAACAACAACAGCAGCAGCGGUGGCGGUGGCGGUGGCGGUCACCAUCACCAGCAGAAGAUCCCCGAGACGGAGUCGUCGUCCUACUACAGCACCUCCACCCUCCCAAGGGACGGACUCCCUAAACGCAUAGAUGCCCCGCCUCCAAACUCCGCCUCUGCCACCUCCUCUUCCACCUCCUCGUCCUCCUCGUCCUCCAACAACCCCACCUCCUCCACCUCCAUCCCCUCCUCGUCAUCCUCCUCCUCCUCCACUCCGCUCCAGCAGCAGGUGAUUCCAGAGAGACCCGGAGGAGGAGGAGGAGGCGGCAGCGUCGCGGUGGCUCGCCAUCACUCCCAGCGGCACUCCCUCAUCAAGAUGGGGAGCGGGGGCGGGGCGGUGCCGCGCCACCACAGCUUCAACCAGCGGGGGGCGGCGCAGCAGCACGCCCACUUUCUCGCCAGGAUGAACACCAACAGCAGCAGCAACGGCCCCCCGGGCGCCGGCGGAGCGGCCAAUGUGAAUGCCAACAACAACAGCGGGAGCCAGAGGCCGACGGUCGCCAGCACGUGUCUGACCCGACAACACAGCUACAGCGAAGGGCCGCACGCUCAGAGGGCGGGAAUCAUCCGAAGAACAGCGUCGCUCAAACCCCAAGUGCCGCCGAAACCGCUGUUCCUCCCGAACACGGCAACGUCACCGGUAGCAGAGGCGGGACGAUACAAAUACUGACACUGUGGGAGGAAGUGGCAGCAAUCCAAGAUGGCUGCCGCGGUUCAGAAAUGAAGAGCACUGACGGCGCACAAAAAGAGACUUGAGAGCUUUUUUGGCGCCAUCGCUCCUCAUCGCGACCCCUCAGUUGUGUUUCCUUCAGAGUCAAGAUGGCUGCUCCGCUAACGGGCCGAGGCCUGCGGACAAACUCCCCGAGGAUCCACAAAGAAACAUCUCGUGUGACUCUGUCCUCCGGCCGCCGGUGGUCGCUUUCCCCCUCACGACAGACUGUCGGUCCAAAGUGGGAGAAACAUUCCAAAAGGGGGGAAAAGAUGUUAAUGAUGGCGGAGCAGUCCCACAGGCUGGAGGUGGCCUAAAAAACAAAAAUCCCGAUUCAUGCAGUUUUCUUUGCGAGCGCUUUGAUCUAACGUCCCCGGUUGUUGCACUUUGGCGCGGGGCCCAGAAAUCCUCUGAAAGUUUUAAAGAAAGCCGGGAAUCGAACUGCUGACAUGAGCUGAAUCUGAGAGCGAUAGGAGUCUGAAUGUUUUUUCUCCAGACGACGUAAAUAAAUCAUCAAUCAGACGCCCAAAAGGAUCGUUCCCAUCCUGUGGAAGUCUGAGUGUCCCUGAGGUGGAAAACCCAAAAUGGACAGGAGGUGUUUUCUCUCUGGACCGAGGGACAAGAAACCCACAAAGACGUUUUUUUUUUUGUUAUUGAUGUCGGACCCUUCAGGACGAGAUGAAGAGUCGGACACAUAUUAGAAAAAAAGACGAGUGUGCUUCAUGAUCAGAGCUGUCUCUCUGUUCUUCUUUUGUACCAUAUUGGUAUCUGAACACAAACCAAGCAUUAAUGGACUGUCGCUGUGACAGAGAGGAUUUUUUGAUCAACGAUUCCCUCCAGAGAAACGCUUUCAUUCAGGCAUGAGAACAUUCACUUUACAUUCUCCUUUAAGUGAAUAAUCGCCCUCCAACGGGACUCCAUUUGACCCCUCACUUCUGACGAGGUCAUAGCAGUGAGGUCUGCGGUUGGCGCACUACUCCUGCUCGGCAUCACUCCGCAUUUCAGAACCUCUGAACUUUUCUCAAGUGUGUUUUUCUUCUCAUGAAUCGUUGAUGCCGAGGAGGAGCAGUGUGCACUAACCUCCUUUUCAAUCCGAAGUGUUGGUCGAAGAAAUUUUGAGGGAACUGUUUAUCAAAAAAAUUUCUGCUCACCUGCUGAGCUCUGUGCGGCUUCCUGAAGUCAGCCGGUUUCUGCCUGAACAGAAGAGACAGCUCACAGUAUUAAAAGUAGAACUGUUAGUUUUUCUGCAAAUUAUAACGUCAACCAAAAUACAAAAAACACAAACUGUGUCGACGACCUGUGUGGUUCCCGAGGGAGGCUGUUCUUCCCUCCCUGCAGAGCCACACGAUGCUCCAGUGUCGUCAUAAUUUAUUCUUUCUGUUGUCUGCACUCAUUUGACCAAAAACUACUUUUUUUUUGGAUCCACAGUUUAUGAAAUUAAAGAAGCAACCCCUCACAGAU